This is a messenger RNA of Sitodiplosis mosellana (orange wheat blossom midge), 1398 nucleotides long. RefSeq names its product cyclin-dependent kinase 7 (gene Cdk7). Gene Ontology annotation, molecular function: cyclin-dependent protein serine/threonine kinase activity; RNA polymerase II CTD heptapeptide repeat kinase activity; ATP binding. The record is from RefSeq and is a predicted model, not a curated record. Bases 141 to 1184 code for a protein of 347 amino acids. Gene Ontology annotation, cellular component: transcription factor TFIIH holo complex; cytoplasm; transcription factor TFIIK complex. The transcript is spliced from 5 exons. Lineage: Eukaryota; Metazoa; Arthropoda; Insecta; Diptera; Cecidomyiidae. Gene Ontology annotation, biological process: protein phosphorylation; positive regulation of transcription by RNA polymerase II.
ACGGCGCCGCAAUGACACUGACAGUAACUUGAAUAUCGUUUCACACGAUUCUUGAACUGGUAGCAAUUCGCACACCGAACAUUUUUCAUUCUGUGAUACAUUUUCCCCACACAAAGUGAAACGCUAUUCAAAUCUCACAAAUGCAUCCAACGCAAACGGUGCGAUAUGAAAAACUCGACUUUUUGGGCGAAGGUCAGUUUGCCACCGUAUACAAAGCGCGGGACAAAGAGACCGAUGCAAUUGUCGCUGUGAAAAAGAUAAAAAUUGGUUCGCGCGAAGAAGCCAGAGAUGGUAUCAAUCGAACAGCGUUACGUGAAAUUAAAUUGUUGCACGAAUUGCAACAUGAAAAUGUGAUUGGAUUGCUGGAUGUAUUUGGGCACAAAUCGAAUGUGUCACUGGUGUUUGAUUUCAUGGAUACAGAUCUCGAGGUGAUCAUUAAAGACCCAAAAAUACCCGUUCUCACACCGGCCAUGAUUAAGUCAUACAUGAUUAUGACACUCAAAGGUCUCGAAUACUUGCACAUGAACUGGAUCCUGCAUCGAGAUUUGAAGCCCAACAAUUUACUGGUUAAUUCGAAUGGCAUUCUGAAGAUUGGUGAUUUUGGUUUGGCCAAAUUUUUCGGCUCUCCCAAUCGCAUUUACACACAUCAAGUCGUCACCAGGUGGUAUCGAUCACCUGAGCUGCUGUUCGGUGCACGACAAUAUAGCACUGGUGUUGACAUUUGGGCUGUUGGUUGUAUUUUGGCUGAAUUGCUGUUACGAGUCCCAUUCCUGCCCGGCGACAGUGAUAUCGAUCAGCUCACAAGAAUAUUCCAAAUGUUCGGAACGCCAACCAACGAAACAUGGCCAAAUAUAUCUCUACUGCCGGAUUACAUUCAAUUCAAAACGUUUCCUGCAAUUCCAUUGAAAGAAGUUUUCACAGCGGCCAGUAAUGAUCUGCUGAUGUUAGCCGAAAAAUUAAUGGCACUGUAUCCGCACAAUCGAUGCACGGCCAGCGAAGCCCUUCGAAUGGAAUAUUUCGCAAACAAACCGGCGCCGAUGGAAGGCCACAGACUGCCAAUGCCAGUUUCCAAUGGUAGCAAUAACAACGAUGACGAAGAGCACAAGCCGAGCAUUAACUUAAAACGCAAAAUUGAAGCGAUUGCCGAAGGUGUUUCCGUUCCCAAAAAGCGGUUGCAAUUCUGAAAUAAAUUAGCUCUAGUACAUUCAUCAUUCGUCAUUUUUCUGUUUCUUUCAUUUGAAAGUAAAAUUGUGUAUUUGAGAAAAAAAAACAAAAUUCUUUCCCAGUUUCUGAAACGAAUUGUAAAAAUUAAGCAUUCAUUCAUAGGUUAGAAAUUCUUGAAAUGUUAAAAAUAAAUCUUUUUUUUGCAAUGAUUAAAAUUUACUGAUUUUCAAAACA